This is a messenger RNA of Pelodiscus sinensis (Chinese soft-shelled turtle), 1960 nucleotides long. The record is from RefSeq and is a predicted model, not a curated record. NCBI's taxonomy places the organism in Eukaryota, Metazoa, Chordata, Testudines, Trionychidae.
CUAGCAUUUCCCACCGCUGUGAAAAUCGAGCAUGGUAAAACUGCAACUGGGAGCAUGUAACUAGAUCCAUAUAAAUACUCAACUGUUACUUUAUCUGUCAACAUCAGACAUCAAACAAUGAAUUCUGCACAAGAUUCACUCUCGCUCCUUAUUGGCACAGUUCUGGGAACUGAGCAGCCCAGCCUGGUGGAUUCUGGGGAACAUGUGAUGCCCCAGAGACUCGCCACACCAGAUCAGAGGUAGGUGCUAGAGCCAGAGUGUGGGACAUUGAUCACCAAAGCCUCAGGGCUGGGAUGUCUCCUGCUGGCUCUUCCCCUUCCAGGAAAUAGCCUGAGUCAGCUCCACAGAGGAGAACAGCCCAUUGUUGCUGGAGGCAGGUAGAGCCUGAGCGCAGGAAAUCGAAACUGAUCCUCUUCCCCAGCCCAGAGGGAGCCAUGGCCGCAGUGAGCACUGUGGAAAGUCUCAGAAUCAAAGUGACUUGUCCUGUUUGCCUGGAGUAUUUCACGGAUCCGGUGGUCACAGCCUGUGGGCACAAUUUCUGUCGCGCCUGCCUCAGCCAGUGCUGGGAGGGACCCGGCCCAACUAACCACUGCCCACAGUGCAGGGACCCUGUGCAGCAAGGACCUCUCCCGCCCAACAGGCAGCUGGCGAACGUGGUGGAACUAGUCAAACAGCUCAGUUUGCAGAAACAGACACAAGUCGAGAGGCAGAAGAUUGUGGCCGAGUUUCAGCAGUUGCCGCAGUUCCUGGGGAAACAAAAGCGACUCCUGCUGGCCCAGCUGGAGAAGCUGGACGAGGAGACUGGGAGGCUCCAGACUGACACUGAACUGGAAGAACAAGUCAGGUGUUUCUCCCAGAAAACCACUGUGCUGUCAGAGACUCUGAGGGAGUUCACAGACAAGCUGCCCCCUGUCCUGGAAGGAGGAGGAGGGAACUUCCUGGGAGCUUUCAGACAGGCAAUGGUGACUCUGGAUCCAGACACGGCAAAUCCUGACCUCGUCCUGUCUGAGGAUUGGAAAAGUGUGAAAUGGGAACGUACAUGUCAGCCACUGCUCGACAACCCGGAGAGAUUUGACUCUGUGUACUGUGUGCUAGGUUGUGCUUGGGGAGAGAUUGCUGGGAGGUGGAGUCUGGGGAUAGGAAAGAUUGGGCUGUGGGGGUGGCCAGAGAGUCUGUGAGCAGGAAGGGACGGAUCAGUCGUAGCCCUGAGGAGGGGAUCUGGGCUGUACAGUGGUGGGGGGGUUUCUUCCAGGCUCUCACUGACCCUGAGGUGACCCCACUGCAACUGAGCACUCCCCACAGGAUCCGGGUUUGUCUGGACUGUGACCGGGGGCAGGUGACUUUUAUCGAUGCUGAUGCUGAGGCCCCAAUCUUCACUUUCCCGCCGGGCUCCCUCCCUGAGGAGAGAAUCCGACCGUGGUUCUGGGUGGGGUUUAAAUCCCAGCUCUGACUGUCCCUGAGAUCAGCCUCUCUAGGCCUCACGCCGCCCAGUCUCUAGAACCUUGGAGUCCCAUCUGCCUAGCCCCUGCUCCUCAUCUCUAUGACGUAUGGAAGCUGCUCCCCUCCAUCCCUGCAAGAGAAGACCCCCUCGGGCUCCAGGAGGAGCAGAGGAGCAAAGGUGGGGGCUGGGCAGGGGCAGAACUAACAGCCGGGCAGGGGACAGGCAGAGGUUGUAACAAGAUGAUUUUUCGGUAGCCGUACUGGAAAGCCUGUAGCUAUUUGGUAGGCCUAGACUACCGCCUUCUUCUGCAGCCAGACUGAAGAGCAGCAGCCAUUAGUUGUAAAGCCAGGAGCCACAUGCUCACAUUCUGUCUAAAUUGCAUGAGUGUCACACUAGGCUCUGAGAAGGGGAUUCUAUCUUAAUAGCACGCACUGUCACCAGAUAAGAAACAGAGCUCAAGAUGGGCAGGGAAAACUUACUUAACUGUAUUUUGUCUGGCAAAACACUGCUUAUCAAUAG